Messenger RNA from Aphanomyces astaci, 1759 nucleotides. RefSeq lists its product as hypothetical. NCBI's taxonomy places the organism in Eukaryota, Oomycota, Saprolegniomycetes, Saprolegniales, Verrucalvaceae. The coding region runs from base 81 to 1628 and encodes 515 amino acids. The transcript has 6 exons. The record is from RefSeq and is a predicted model, not a curated record.
AUUUUAACCAAUUAUCGACGAUUAGAUCAAAAUACGUGAUUUGGAUUCGCAGAAACGCCAAAAUAUUCACAUGUUGAAUCAUGGACACCGCCGACGAAGCGACAUGGGCAGAGUGCAAUGACAUCGUUGACCACGUCAAGCACAGCAACGUGCAUGAAGGCAUGCAGCGACUGUGCACGUUGGCGCUGGACACAGACGUGACGGUUGUCCGGGAGUGGACGCACGCGACGAUCGCAGACACCCUGGAAUGGUACGAAGCCAGCCUCCAACCGCCAUGUGUCCGACCACCUGUAGCAGCAGCACCGCCGUCGACAUUCAAUGCAGUCAUCGGGGCAGUAUCCCUGCAAGCUCAUUACGAUCUCGUCAAGGAGCAUGUAUUGAGUCUCCUUCUACAUCGCGACAACACUAUUCCCGACGCCACGAUGAUGGAACUACAGCAACUGUUGGCCGACGACGUCGACGACACCGCGCUCUUUGUCGAGCUCGCCAACGUGUUGUUGUGCCAGCACCCUCUCGCAGACUUGUCGGCGGCGUUUGAGGCGCGACUGACUGGUCACUUGAACGACAUGUCGCUGCCAGCUCGAUUCAACUUGUGGACUCAAUUUCCACAUCUAUGGGAGCUCCAGAUUGCUACGUGGUUGCAGGAAGCCCACGUGAGUCCGCUGCGCCCCAUGCUAUUCAUCCUCCUUGGCUUAUCCCAACCAAUAUCCGACGGACACAUGUCAACACUAGACAAGACCAAGUUGCUUUUUCGUGAAAUGUAUCAACACGCCCCUCACUUGCAUGUUGUCGUGCAUGAUGUUUGCCAGCGAUUGCUCGACGUGUACCCAACGCAUCGGAUGCUCGAGUGUGUGCAGUCGUUGGCUGGUUUUACCAUCACUCCCGAUCGUUCGUUCGUGCAAAUCGAGGCCGCGGGGGGGAUGACGGCACGGACGUGGUGGCAGGUGGCUCAAGACACUCGGUGGAUUCACGCUACAUGCUGCCGCGUACUUUGUCCACCGUCUCCACGCCCCGUCAAACAUGACGAUGCUUCCAUCGUUACCAAUGAUCAUGAAGAAGCUGUGAAGGCAUCCUGGUUGAACUCGCUCGUGGCCAUCUAUGCAGUGCAAUGUCCCACAAUACACGUGGAGCUCUCUGGGUUUGCCACGUCAUUCGUCGAAGCCAUCCACCAGAGUUCGACCAAGGACGUUGUCGUCCAUCACCCCACCACACCGUUUGCAUGGUUGCAGCAACACCGCACAACAGCGGCGAGGUUUGCCCCGUUGACGAUCACACUAUUGUGUAACUGGAUGGUUCUGGCUGGCUCUUCAACUGAUACCCAUGACGUUCGACGUUCCGUCGACACGCCCGCGUCACUGUCCUGCAUCGAAUACCUCUUCCGCCUCACACCGCCGCCGCCAAUGACUCGUCGGGCAUAUCAAGUGAGUCUUUUGGGCGUGUUCUUGGCGUGUAUCGAAGGACUCGAUCGUGAGAAGUGUCCCCAGCAGAAUCAUUUGCAUGAUAGCAUUGCACGGGCGGGGCUUGAACUGGUGCGGCUCAUGGCUGUGGACGACGAAGUGGCGUUGCCGGUCGAGUGGCAACGGCAUGCUACUGACAGACUCAAGUGCCAUCAACAGGUCUCAGGUUGAAAAAGUACAGUAUGUACUACAGUACGAGUACAAGUUGGGUUAUUGUUAUUGUGUACUCGAGUAGUAACCUACACUGCCACCACAAUCCAUUUAGUACAGUACGACAGUCGUAUUUGCGAUGUAAACUCUCC